AUGAAUAUUUCAUUCAUUAUCAAUGUGGUUCUUCUGCUUGCAAUUGUAUUGCUCUUGCUGCUUUACUACAACACAUACACAAGGCUGAAUAAAAUAGUGAAGGGGCAGAUUCCGACAGUCAUAGAAAAAGAGGAUGACGUGGAGAUCAGUGUUGACAAGAAGAUAGAGAUAGGAGAGGGGACAAUGAUUAUGACAGUGGAAGAGAGAAAGGAACUCAAAUUCUUUAAUCAUAACCAGAAAUUUCAAAUGGGUGAACUUCUUAGAGCUUCUGCUGAGCCACUAGGUCAUGGGAUCUUGGGAAACAGUUAUAAGGCGAUGCUGAAUACAGGACCUACCAUUGUCGUGAAAAGGCUAAGGGACUUGAAGCCAUUUACUAAGGAGGAGUUUGAGAAGAUAGUGAAUUCAAUUGCUGAUAUGAAGCACCCCAAUUUGUUGCCUUUGCUUGCUUACUACCAUUCCAGAGAUGAGAAGCUCAUGCUUUACAGUUAUGCAGGAAAUGGAAAUCUUUUCUCCAGACUUCAUGAUAGAGGUGGAAACCGGGCUCCGUUCAGUUGGAACUCGAGAUUGUCGGUUGCAAGAGGAGUGGCACGAGCAUUGGUGUACCUGCACCUCAACCACAAGUUCCAAAACGUUGUCCCACACGGCAACUUGCGGUCUUCAAACGUACUAUUCGAUGAAAACGAUGCGGUUCUUGUUUCUGACUUCGGUCUUGCCUCCUUGAUAGCACAACCGAUUGCAGCUCAGCACAUGGUUGUUUACAAAUCACCUGAAUAUGGGUAUGCAAGAAAGGUGACAAUGCAAUCCGAUGUGUGGAGCUAUGGUUCACUUUUGAUAGAGCUUCUAACCGGGAAAGUAUCUAUUAACUCGGCUCCACAAGGAACCAAUGGCGUGGAUUUGUGCAGUUGGGUUCACAGAGCCGUGAGGGAAGAAUGGACGGCUGAGAUCUUCGACAAAGAAAUAUCUGGCCAAAAGAGUGCACUUCCUGGGAUGCUGAGGUUGUUGCAGAUUGCAAUGCGUUGCAUCGAGAGGUUCCCUGAGAAGCGCCCUGAGAUGAGAGAGGUGACGAGAGAAGUGGAGAAAAUACAGGCCCCGGUGAUGACUGAAGAUGAUGACGAUGUGUCUGGGGAUAGGUCCCUAACUGAUGAUUCCCUUUCAACCAGUACCUCCAUGAUUGGAGACGAAAGAUAG
Vigna unguiculata (cowpea) is the source of this 1188-nucleotide messenger RNA. RefSeq names its product putative inactive receptor kinase At2g26730. Gene Ontology annotation, biological process: protein phosphorylation. NCBI's taxonomy places the organism in Eukaryota, Viridiplantae, Streptophyta, Magnoliopsida, Fabales, Fabaceae. The record is from RefSeq and is a predicted model, not a curated record. Gene Ontology annotation, molecular function: ATP binding; protein kinase activity.